AAAGCAUCGAUGCCUUAUCGUUGAGAGUAUCGGUAACGCCCGAAUCGUAUUAAUUUAAGAAUUGUAUCGAAUUCAUUUAAGAAUAUCAAAUGGAACACUUCAAGUAACGUUACCAGCGUUAACCGGUUUUGCGAUGUGGCCGCCGACGAUCGACUCGGGUCAUUGUAUCCAGCCCCCCACCCCCUCCGCACGCAAUUAUAGCGACUCGCGUCAGUCACACAUCGCACAUCACGGAGCGUCAACUACGUAAUAUUUUUAUUAUCGUUGUUAAGAAAUGGGAAGAAAGAAGAGGAAUCGUGUUUACGAAUAUUAUGAAUACGACGAAGUUUCCAAAACAUCUAAGUGUUUGAUUGAUGGUUGCACAGCAUUAUUGAAGGGCCAGCAUGGCGCAAAUUUGUUACGACACUUCUAUUUUCGACACAAAAAGCUAUACAAAAGCAUCAGAGAGAGCAACAGGGAGAAUGCGAAGAAACUUAAAAACACUAAUAGCAGCAAAGAGAAAUUGUAUGGCACUUUAAUAGAACUAAACACUUUGUAUGAGGGCUUAUUUGAUGAUGCGGCUUUCAGAAACAUACUCGAUAUGAUACCGGCGGCCAGAAAUUCGAUGGAUGAAAUUAAGGAUUUGGUCAACGGAAACACUGUUGUGCAGGGCCCAUCGCCGACGAUGUCUCAAGAAAACAACAGAUUCUCUCCGGAGCCUGAAGACAUGUCGACCUUAAACGACCACGAGAGACCAGAGGAUGGAACCCACGACCCCGAUGACACGAUGUCGAUAAAUAAUUUCGGCAAUCAGGAGCUCCCAGUACACUUUGAUAGUGUGGAGUCAUGUCAUGUGAAAAGCAAAAGAGACCCUCUAGACGACAAGGCCAGUGACUCCCACAGCACCCUAGACUCCAGCGAGUCUGAGGACUGCGCACCGCCGGUACAGAAAGAGAUCUUGACGCAGAGGUCCAGAGGGAUGGUGCGCCGGCGCAGCGACGUAGUGCGUAAGAACAUCGCCAUUGCGGAGUACUACGAGACGAAGAAGAUGAAAGUCCUUUUGGAGAUCAAGAAACUACAACUCGAGAUCGGUGAGAGCACAAAUAUGCGGACGAAAAGGACAAGGGCGAACAACAUCGACAUAGCAGACAUCAAAAUGGAAGUUUAUGACUGAUUGUGAAACAAAAUGGCAGAUUUUAAAAUUGAAAUUACAAUUUCUACUUUUAAACUUACGCGUUAUAUAAUUAUAAUUGAUACCUUUAAUCCCUGUUCUUUAGUAUAUAAAUUACAAUUUAACUGAAUAAAGUCACAAUUCUCAAUUUUUGUUGUCGAAAAAUUCUGUAAAAUAUUUUACACAAUUUUAAACUGUAAUAAUUUUUCAAUGCUUUUUCCUUUUUGGUGGCAAGGUGAAGCGUGUAGACGAAGGACGUAUGUUCCAGCAAACGUGACUUUGAUGGAUGGAAGCAGCGUCGCAUAGGUACGGCCAACGGCCUGUAUUCAGUUCGUCCGUUUCAGCCUCCGAGCUGGCUGGGUGCGGUGCAUCUGUUCAUGUUCCUUUCCCCGUGUAACGGAAUAUCAAAUGAUGUCAAAGAAAUAUACCUACGUGUAUGCCAAAGUAAUAUAGCGAUAAAUAAUUAAUAUUUACUGUGAUUAAAAUAUAUUUUUGUAAACAAA
Messenger RNA from Plodia interpunctella (Indianmeal moth), 1653 nucleotides. RefSeq lists its product as uncharacterized. Bases 275 to 1153 code for a protein of 292 amino acids. NCBI's taxonomy places the organism in Eukaryota, Metazoa, Arthropoda, Insecta, Lepidoptera, Pyralidae. The record is from RefSeq and is a predicted model, not a curated record. The transcript is spliced from 6 exons.